Messenger RNA from Saccostrea cuccullata (small rock oyster), 4951 nucleotides. Its product is annotated as BTB/POZ domain-containing protein 7-like. The record is from RefSeq and is a predicted model, not a curated record. Gene Ontology annotation, molecular function: protein binding. The transcript is spliced from 8 exons. Gene Ontology annotation, biological process: morphogenesis of a branching epithelium. NCBI's taxonomy places the organism in Eukaryota, Metazoa, Mollusca, Bivalvia, Ostreida, Ostreidae.
CCUGAAAUGUUUUUCGACAAAAAUAGAAAAUAACAAUUUGUCGUCUACAUUUUUUAUUCAGUGCGGGAUAGCUACUAGAAAAUGUCAAAGUUGUGUGACUUGGUCAUGGGAACUCAUUUUAACUCAAACAGGUAAGAUGGAAGUGAAAAGACAAUGGAGUAAUGUUAAAAGGAGACAAAUGACAAUCGAUUCCCUUUGAAAACAAAAGACAUGGGGACUAACUCCUCAUUCCCUGAGGGGUCUCCCCCUGGAAGCAGAAUCUCUGCCUUCAACAGACAGACUCAUGGAUACAAUUUGUCUGAUUCAGACCUAAGUGCCAGGGAAAAGAAAAAGAAAGCUUCAAAGUUAACAACACUUAGAAAAAGGCUCAUUCGAUCCAGGCGACAUAGUCGCUCAAUGGAUUAUGGGAAAGCUUUACGUGAAAUGAUAGCAACAUGGUCAAUUCGAGAACUCAAAGCUCUCAUUCAGGAAUAUGAAGUGUUGGUGGCACUUAAGGAAUUAGCUGUGGCGGCCAAUCUUGCUAGACCUGCCGCAAAUUCUUUGAAAAAGGAUUUAGCAGCGUUGUUUGAUUCUAAAUGUUGUACAGAUAUUGACCUAGUGUAUAAGGGAGCCUGUUUCCCUGCUCAUCGUGCUAUACUAUCAGUGAGGAGUCCUUAUUUUAGGGAUCUGUUAAAUCGGUACCCAGGGGUGGGCUGUCAGGUGCCCGUCAAACUACGUACUAUUGGAGUGGAUGUUGCGUUAUUUGCUACAGUAUUGCGAUUUCUCUACACAGAUGAAAUCAAUUCUCAUGAUCUGCGUCCAGAACAUCAGGAGACUUUGGCCAAGUUGGCAGAGGAAUUUGGUGUUCCUAAUGCUUUGGAGCAUGAUCUGAGAGUUUUAUUAGAUUCUGGGAACUAUAGUGAUGCUGUACUAGUGUUCACGUGUGACGGAAACUGUACAGACUCGUCCUCUGAGAGUGAAGCUACAUGUAAAUCUGUGCUACACGAACUAAGGUGCCAUAAAGCAAUAUUGGCGGCUAGGUCACCAUUUUUCAAAAAUCUUCUGAUCCGAAGAGCAAGAUCAGGGGAGGAUCAAGGUUUAAACACACAAUCAAAAAUAGUGCUAGAUGAGACAAUUAUUCCGCGGCGUUAUGCCAGAGUGCUGUUAAACACUAUAUACCAGGACAAUGUAGACCUGUCCCUGAUAUUGAGGGGUAGUGCUAGCAUGUGCAGUCUGAGUGAGGUACAGGCGAUUGUGGCAGGGCGGGGGCAGAUGACACUGAUAGAGGAGGCAAUGGAGGUUUACCAAAUAGGGCAGUUCCUGGAUUUCCCUGUUCUAUCUCAAGGUUGUGAGGAUAUAAUCGCGGAGGGUAUUUCCCUGGACAAUCUGAUAAGUGUGUUGUCAUGGAGCUCAGAACCCCACGGGUCAAAGUGGGUCCAUAACCAGGCCCUCCAUUUCAUCCGUGAGGAAUUCCUUCAGGUUGUUCACUCCUCAGUCCUCACUGAACUGUCCAGAGAAUAUAUUAAGUAAAACUCUUGUAUUGCUUCAUUGUAGGCAGGUGAACUGGAGAUUCUGUCGGCCAUUAUCAAGUGGGGAGAGAACCACUUAGUGAAGAGACUGGAGGAAAGAGAGCCCAACUUACUUAGCCAUACAGCACACAGCAUCAGUAAAAAGGGUGUGAAGAAACGCGAUCUCAAUGAUGAAGAGUUAAAGGAUAUUCUCUCAGAUUUCCUGUGCUUAAUAAGGACAGAUCAUAUCCUACCCCAUAACAGUGAUGUUCUUAACAGUGCAAUAAAACGAGGGCUUGUCAGUCGACCGCCCAGUCACAUGAUCGGAGAUGAGGGGUUUGUAGUGCCGUCGUCUUCCUGGAUACGAGGGAAAAACAAUGGCAUGUUUGUUAGGCCCCGAUUGUUUGGUCCAUAUUAUGAAGAUGCUAAGGCAGUACUGGAGGAGCGCCUCUCUCAGGGUCAAGAUCAUGAGUCGGGUCGGGUCAGAACGAUUCAGAUGUCCUCCAUACCAGACACACUGUACAUGGUCGACAACAGCCAGUAUCCCAGCAACUACGUCAACCCUCCUAGCUGUAACACGGUGGAUAUCAUAGCAGGAACCAUACCAGUACCUGAUAAUGCCACAAUACACAGAAUGCUACACAGAGAAAGAGAAUUACAAAGUAGUCCCACUGCCCAGAGAGCUCUAACCCUGCCAUUAAGUGAUCGUCGGGCCGUCUCCUACCAGCUUCGGCUGAGAACAGUCCGGGAGUUUGGACUGCCAGACUCAACAGUAGAGGUAUUACAGAACACGACAUCUUACUACCCACCCGAUCCACUACCUCCAGCUCUCCCAGCUAAAACACAUUCACUGAAAAAGUACCUGAUAUCUCCACGAAGACGGAAGCAGAGCCCUCCUCUCAGCAAGAGGACCCCCUUGGGGAGCCCCACCAAACCUGUGCAGUGUGUUCCUCCCACUCGCUUAUCACAAGGGGCCUCAAGAGAGACUGACUUGAGUCCGUGUAGUGACAGUGCCUUAAGUGACACCAUGCCAGACAUAGCAAUGGCAUCAGCCUCACUCAGUCAGAUCAACCUUCAGGAUGAGUUUGACCUUGACAUUGGAGAUAGAGGGAGUCACCAUGGGACACUGUACAUUUGAUGUAUACCUGUGUCACACGACUGGGAUUGUUUUUGUCUUAUUUAUUAUUACAGACUAGAGUUACCACCUCAGUGUUAUUUAUUAUCCAAAAGAUUUCUAUUUUUAUUCUUUGUUGUCACAUAUCAGAACAUUUCAUUACAUGUGUAGCAUGGUCAUUUCACUCAUAAAAGAAUUGAAUUUACAGUUUCCACGUAAUUUGUUGAUUUUUUGAAUUACCUCUGCUUUGCAUUAAUGCUAAAUGUUUAUCAGAUUUUUUUAGUACUGAUUCAAAAUUAGCAAGCCAAAGUUGUAUUAAAGUUCUAGUUUAAAAGUAGUUUUUAUUCAGUAUGGAAAGACAGUUAUCAACAAUUUCAUGAGGUUGAAUGGUAAAUUUACUUACUGUACAUGUAUUUUGUAGUUACCAAAUUCAAAAAGCAAGUUUUUUUCUUUAGUUGAAAUUUUUUGAUGUUUUUAUCUGAAUCCUUUGUUAGAUAAAAAAGUGUAUUUUAUUGGCAACUGUGAUAUCUAUGAAAUACAAAAUCAGGGGGGGGGAGUGUACAUUGUAGAGCUGACUUAGUGUUAUUUGUCUAUUUAUCACUCCAAUUUACUCUGGUAUACAUCCUUCAUAACUUGUUAGUGUUGUUAUUUCCCUUCAAAUGUUGAAAUAUUUUAUACCAUUGAAUGUUUGGCUCAAAGAGUUGCAGCAAAGAAUCUGAAGAAAAUGUUUUAUGUGAUUUGGGGUUCUUUAGCUGGAAAGAGCUCUAAAUUUUAUCUGAUGUCCUACAGAAAAUCACUUGUUUGUAUUUACCCUGGGUUCAUUGUACCUUUUGUUUGUGAAAUGUUGUACUUUUGAAGAUUUUAUCUCCUCGUUAGAAUUAAUAUAUUUAGUCAUAGUAGCUCAAUCAGUGGGGUAAAAUCUUUUAAACUUGAUAUAUAUUUGUAUAUUUAGUUCAUGUUUUGAAAUUUGAUUAUUUGAUCUUAAUUUUUUUUUUCAACAAACUUCCCACAGAUUCUCUUUACACAGUGCCCUGAAUUAACUUGAUCCAUGUUUAACAUCUAUUAUAAUGCACUUGUAUCUCUGGCCAAUUAAGAAGAAAACAAUCACUGUAAGAAGACACAAUCAAGUUCAGAUUUGAAAAGUAUUAACAACAAUGACUGUGCUUUAGAUUAACAUGUUAAAUGACACAGAUGAUGUUAUUUAGGUUGCAUAAAAGCUAAGUAAGAGGAAUAAUGUUCUGUGAGUUUGUUUACUGCUUUUUACCUAUAAGAGUAGCUGUAUUUGACACUAAGCUCUCAGAUAUCACCUUCUAGACUGUGAUACUGUUGAACCCUAUGGUAUUGUGAGAGUGAGUUCAUGUGAUAGUUUGUGUUAUAAUCAAACAUUAGCGAGUCUGAACUUUCUAUCUAUGUUUGUAUUUUUUGUCCCAGUUCUUUUACAAAGCUUUGUACUGAAAUCUGAUUUAUUGAUUAUUAUGCCCUUGAUACUGAAGGUACACAUGUUAUUUUUGGUAUGUUUUCUCCCUAAUUGACUCUAACAUUUUAAGAUUGUGGUAUAUGAUCUAAAUAUAAGCCAGGAACUUGGGUUUAUUUCAGAAAAUUUAAGAAAAAUCUGCUAAAUUUGGAGGAAUUGUACUAACUUAAUCCUCUUCUUGCUGAUUAGCACAUAAGGCCCGAAUUGUGUUCAACAGUUACUUUGUAAUCUGAAUAUAAGUUUUGGGAAAAAAUAAACUUAUGAAGUCUUUAGCUACAGAUCUGUAGCUUGCUGCUCUGAAAAAUUUGGAUGGAUGACCAGAGAGCUCUCAUGCCACCCAUAGAAAAACUUAUUUAUUGAGCACAAAAACUUAUGCUUGAUUUUUUGGGGGAUUUAAUUUCUCCAAAUUCUGACCUCCAGUCUUUCAAUAUAUUUUUUUGCAGAGCUACAGUUCUGCAGCUAUGAAGUCUAUAGUUUACAGUUGAACUUUUUUAUCUGGAACAUCAGUUUGUGUACAUGUAUUACAAUGAAAACAGCAUGAUAGUAAGUAAUCCUUGAAACACUGUAUCUCAAAGUUUUAACAAAGUCUUGCAAUGUUCAAGAUAACAGGGUUUGAAUUGAUUUUUAAGGUUAAACAGAACAGUAGAAACACUGAACUUAUGUUUGAACUCAGAUAUACUAGUAGAUGUACCAGAAUUUCAUAUUCAUUGAGAAUAUUACCUACAAGUUUUCUUUCCCAUUUGCACUGUCUUGACCUUUGUGUUACGUUUGUGUUUUACCCAUAUCAUGCUAUUUAGACACUCAAUCAUUUCAUUGUUGUAAAUAAUUGACAGAUGUUAAAAAUAAAUAUUAUCAAAAAUAAAAUAGUUCAUGGAA